AUGGCUGAUGAUUUGGUCUCGUGCGCGGCUGCAGGAGCCGUUCACUGCGCCCAGCCCUGUGCCAAGCAGAAGUACCGCAGUCAUGCCCACUCACAGGGCCUGUUAGACGGGCUCCUGAUGCUGCGACAAGGAGGGAUCCUGUUUGAUGUGGUGCUCUUGGUGGAAGGAAAGGCCAUUCAGGCUCACCGAAUUCUCCUGGCGGCCUCCUGUGACUACUUCAGGGGGAUGUUUGCCGGCGGUCUGCGGGAGAUGCAGCAAACUGAGAUCCCCGUCCGUGGAGUCACAUACACAGCGAUGACCAAACUGCUGGACUUCAUCUACACGUCUGAGCUGGAGCUGGACCUGGACACGGUACAGGAAGUGCUGUGUGCGGCCACUCUGCUGCAGGUCCAAGAUGUGAUCGGCUUCUGCUGCGACUUCCUGUUCGCCUGGCUGGAUGAUGACAACAUCUUGGAGGUGGAAAUGCUAGCCGACAUCUAUGGCCUCAACCAGCUUGGGGAAAAAAUUCGCUCAUAUCUGCUCAAGAACAUCCAGACCUUCUCACGCACGCCGGUGUACCGAAAGCUUCCUCCGGAAAAGAUCCUGAGUGUCCUUUCCAGCAACGAUCUGGAGGUGAACUCGGAGAACGAGGUGUUUGAAGCAGCCCUGCACUACCAUUACACUCCUGAACAGGUGGAGAAGGAUGAGGUUUGCUUACAGGAUCCGUUGCAGAUGUUGGAAGCAGUGCGCUUCUGUCUGAUGGAGAAGCACGUGUUGCAGCGCUUACACAGCCGGAUAAAGCAGUGUCCGCUGCGGGACUCGGUGGCCGCUGCUCUGCGUUACCACAGUCAGGAGCUGUGGCAGCCGGUGAUGCAAACCCCACUCACUCAGCCUCGCUGCAGCUCCCAGUGCAUUGUGGGAUUCGGCGGCAUGUAUUCAUCCAGCACACUGGUGGACAAUGAGGAGCGCUUCCAGGUGUUCCACCCCUCCUGGGGCGAGUGGCGUAGUCUGGCUGCAGAUCGCGCCUCUCGCAUGUCCAACAUGGGCAUCGCCGUACUCAAUAACUUUGUGUACUUGAUCGGUGGAGACAAGAACACCAGCAGCUUCCGUGCUGAAGCUCGAUGCUGGAGGUACGAUCCCCGCCACAACACCUGGUGUACUAUCGAGCCUUUACGGCAGCAGCACGCCGAUCAUUGUGUCUGUGUGGUUGAUAAAUAUAUCUACGCCAUUGGAGGACGAGACUACACCAAUGAACUGGACUGUGUGGAGCGCUACAACCCACAAACCAACAUCUGGGAAUAUGUGGCGCCGCUGAAACGAGAGGUAUAUGCCCACGCUGGAGCAGUGAUUGAUGGGAAGAUCUACAUAGCAUGUGGCCGGCGGGGAAUGGCUUAUCUGAAGGAGAGCUACUGUUACGAUCCCAGCGGCAAUCACUGGAGCUUGUGUGCCGAUGGCCCGGUGGAGCGCGCCUGGCACGGCAUGGCAGCACAUAACGGCCGCGCUUAUGUCAUUGGAGGCAGCAACGAUGGUUGCGGUUACCGGCGAGACGUCCUCAAGGUGGCGUGCUAUAACCCAAUAGCAGAUGUGUGGUCUGUGGUGAGCCCGCUGCCUGCUGGACACGGAGAGCCAGGUGUGGCCGUCCUGGAUGGGUGCAUCUACAUCCUGGGGGGAAGAUCACAUGAUAAGGGCAGUCGAAUGAAGUACGUUCACAUAUAUAAGGUGGAAGAGGACCGAUGGGAGAGCGGGACAUCCCUCGAGGACCGUGUAUCUGGGCUUUCAGCAUGUGUCCUGCUUUUGCCACAAGCAGCCAUGGCUCAGGCACGCAGCUGGGAGCAAAGGGCUAAAGCAUCAUGGGAGGAGGUGGACUGGGAUGACUCGGACAACUCAAGCGAGGACUGAAGGUGUUAGCGCUGCUCAGGUGGGGCAUAAAAUUGCAAAAAUGGGGAAAUUGUCCUUUAUUAAAUUGAGCACUUGUACGAAAAUCCAUAAUUCUUUACUAGAUUGAGUUUAGGGAGCGUCCCUGUUGUGCCUGUCUGUAAGUAACUGAAGGUAAGUUGGAAGUGUUCUGGUUUAGAUCAUGUCCAAAUCACACCCUUUUGUGCUUGUGGGUUAAUUUUACUGACUCUUUUAAGUCGUUGUGCCAUUUUAUAUUGUUUUGUGUCCAAAACUUCAUUCAGAACUAUGAGAAACUGUUGUUGACGCUUACACUGUACAUGCACUUUACAAAUACAGUUUGAUUUUGUUUAUAA
Molecule: messenger RNA, 2228 nt
Organism: Carassius auratus (goldfish)
Lineage: Eukaryota; Metazoa; Chordata; Actinopteri; Cypriniformes; Cyprinidae
Gene: klhl22
Product: kelch-like family member 22
Exons: 6
Coding region: 1-1878 (625 amino acids)
Biological process (GO): protein monoubiquitination; proteasome-mediated ubiquitin-dependent protein catabolic process; positive regulation of TORC1 signaling
Cellular component (GO): mitotic spindle; Cul3-RING ubiquitin ligase complex; polar microtubule
Molecular function (GO): protein binding
Source: RefSeq, a predicted model, not a curated record